This is a messenger RNA of Komagataella phaffii GS115, 990 nucleotides long. Its product is annotated as Golgi GDP-mannose transporter. The record is from RefSeq and is a predicted model, not a curated record. Gene Ontology annotation, cellular component: Golgi apparatus. Gene Ontology annotation, biological process: transmembrane transport. Lineage: Eukaryota; Fungi; Ascomycota; Pichiomycetes; Pichiales; Pichiaceae. The transcript has a single exon. Gene Ontology annotation, molecular function: GDP-mannose transmembrane transporter activity; antiporter activity. The coding region runs from base 1 to 990 and encodes 329 amino acids.
AUGGCUGACAAAGGAUCGGUAGCGGCUAAAUCGCUUACCAACUCUGCACCCUUAUCCAUCUUUUCUUACUGUGCUGCAUCAAUUCUGAUGACAGUUACCAAUAAGUAUGCCGUGUCCGGUGUCGAUUUCAACUUUAACUUCUUUUUGCUUGCCGUUCAGGGAAUCGUUUGUAUUACCUUGAUUAGCUCGUUGAAGCAAUUGAAUGUUAUCACCUUUAGAGAGUUCAACAAGGUUGAAGCAAAGAAAUGGUUCCCAAUCGCCGUGCUGUUAGUUGUCAUGAUUUAUACCUCCUCCAAGGCUCUACAGUAUCUGAGCAUUCCAAUUUACACGAUAUUCAAAAACUUGACCAUUAUCCUUAUUGCUUAUGGUGAAGUCAUCUGGUUCGGAGGCCGUGUGACCAACUUGGCUCUGGGCUCGUUUGUAUUGAUGGUGCUCUCCUCUGCAGUGGCUUCUUAUGGUGAUUCUAAUGUUGACACUGGUAAACUCAAUUUUAACAUUGGCUAUUUCUGGAUGUUCACCAACUGUUUCUCCUCUGCCGCAUUUGUGUUGUUCAUGAGAAAGAGAAUAAAGUUGACCAACUUCAAAGACUUUGACACCAUGUAUUACAACAACCUUCUCUCCAUUCCAAUUUUGCUCUUUGCAUCUUUGACUACUGAAGACUGGUCCGCUAAAAACAUAGCUCAGAACUUCCCUGAAGACACCAAAUACGCUGUCAUCGCUUCCAUGAUUAUUUCAGGAAUGUCUGCCGUGGGUAUCUCAUACACAUCUGCAUGGUGUGUCCGUGUGACAUCUUCCACGACAUACUCGAUGGUUGGUGCUUUGAACAAGCUUCCAAUUGCCCUGUCUGGUUUGCUAUUUUUCAAGGCUCCUAUCAACUUCUAUUCUAUCAGCUCUAUCUUUAUUGGUUUUGCCGCUGGUCUAGUCUAUGCCAUUGCCAAGCAGAAGCAAAAGAAGGAAGACGAGUUGCAGUUACCAACUGACAAGAGCUAG